GCAACCGCGAGCGCGACGAUGCGUAAUUGGGGAACAUGUGCAAUCGUGCGUGCGGGCGGUUGAGUGCAUCCGCGGAGAGUGUGUCUCGCGCUCGAGCGUUUAUUUGACCGAGGCGGACCGAGGUUUCGUGUGCCGAGGCCGAGAACGGUCUCGGUCCUUCGUUGAGAUAUCGCGCCGCGUGUCGUAACCGCGAUACGUCGCGACUGCGUCGUCGCGGAUCGUGAUUUGAAUGCCGUCUGCGUCUGCUUCGGCUGUGUGAUCGCCACUCCGUUCGAGGAUACUCCGCGAUUUCAUGCACUACGGCUGAACAUCGUGAGUGGCGAAGCUCGGUAACGGUUCGUUGGCGCAAAUUGUAACGGUAGCCAAAAUGCUCCUGUUGUUUCCGUCGGUAUUCUCGCUUCGAAAAUAAAACUGCAGCGAGCAUUUCGAGCGUGCGUGUACGUGCGGUGACCUCGAGAUGCCGUCGGUACGCGUCGGUGUCCUGCAAAAAAGCAUCGGAAUAUCAAAAGUGCGAAGCUUUGGUCCGGCCUGCGAUUCUUAGCGUCACGUGAUCAGACCUAUUGGCGGGAAUGGCAUCUUGAACGCGUCACGUGAUCCUCGGUUGACGAAUCGCCCGCCCGUUUUCUCGGACAUCGUCCGUUUUUCGCGGUUUUUAGUGUGACCUUCGUGUGCGUGUUGUUGUUGUGCCGAGAUCGUCGCGGAGGCCCACGUCUGCAAUUUCGCGUUCGGAUUCCGGGGACGCUGCUCGUUGCGAUAUGUCGUGCCCGUGAAAUCGUGUGACCGUGGCCUUGUCGCACUCAUCGCUCGCGGCCUGCGUGCAACCUCGAAAUGCGACGCCGGCGAGACGUGAGGUUAUGACGCGAGGAUGUGGCCCGUUCGCCUCUGGAUCAUUCUAUCGGCGGCGGAUGACGCCAUCGGACGAUCUUGCGGAAGGAAGUACGCGGAAGAGAGAGGAAUGAGGAGAUUCACCCGGUGACCUCGUGCCGCGCGCGGUAAUGCUACUGGCAAACGGUGCCUCUAUACCGACCAUCGCCGGCGCUGUCGAGGAGGAGGAGGAGUACGCACGCAGCGAGGCGAACAGCGUGCAGUACGAUGGAUACAUUACUGAUCAUACCGAUCUGGCCUCGGAAGUCGAUAUCGACGAAUCCGAAUACAGGCGGGAGCUGCUUAAUGAUAAAUGGCGAAUGCUCUUCGAUAAGUUUGAUCCGGAGGGUUUUGGAGAGAUACCGCUGGAGGACUUUCUGACAGCCUUGAGAAGCCCUGAAUGGAAGGCGGAGAUACCGACGAACAAACGUGACAUACUUCUAACCAGGGCGAAAGAGUCAGGUAUUGAGGCAAUCACUUUCCAGGACUUCGUCAAUGUGAUGAGUGGAAAACGGACCAGAAGCUUUAAGUGCGCCGUGCACUAUCGGGACCGUGAGGUCUGGUCCGAGAACGAUUUUCACCUGCUCGUGCAUGAACCGCCUCUAUUUCGCAGGAUGGUCCGCAUGAUCGGCGAUGAAUUCCUCACGGAGGAGCGGGACCGAAAGUACUACGCCGAUCACUACACAUGCUGUCCACCACCACUCUUCAUCAUCCUCAUCACCCUCGUGGAGCUGGGUUUCUUCACAUACUAUACAGUAGCGAUGGGUGAGGUGAAUCCUUCCGGCCCGGUGCCGAUCGACAGUGUAUUCAUUUACAGACCAGACAAGCGGCUCGAGCUCUGGAGGUUUGCCUUCUACAUGUUCCUGCACGCUGGGUGGCUUCACCUGCUGUUUAACCUGGGGGUACAGGUGGUCGUGGGACUUCCCUUGGAAAUGGUUCACGGAAGCCUGAGGAUCGCCGCGGUUUACAUGGCCGGGGUUCUUGCCGGUUCGCUGGGCACGUCGGUAUUCGACACGGACGUUUACCUCGUCGGGGCGAGCGGGGGCGUUUAUGCUCUUCUGGCAGCGCAUCUAGCCAACGUCCUUCUCAACUAUAACAAUAUGGAGUUCGGAAUAGUUCGGCUCAUCGGUAUCUUCGUCAUCGCUAGCGCCGACGUGGGUUUCGCGAUCUACGACAGGUAUGCCGCGGAGCAGAUGGGCCCGCCGGUGUCGUACGUCGCCCAUCUGACGGGCGCACUGGCGGGCCUAACGAUUGGCCUCUUGGUACUGAAGAACUUCGAGCAACGGCUGCACGAGCAGUUACUCUGGUGGGUUGCCUUGGGCGUUUACGCCGCCUGCACGAUCUUCGCGAUCAUGUACAAUCUGAUGCAUCCCGACUAUCCAUGACGCGAGGUCAGCUUCGCGUACGGCCAGCCGAGGCACACGUAACGCGAAGCUGAUCGCCCUUGGAAGAAAAAGAAGAAGAAAAGGAAGAAGAAACGAAGGAAAGGACAGGAGAGACCGUCGUCGCCGUCGGGCAAUGUCGAGGGAGAUUUUCAAGUAUCGCGGACUCUCGAUAACACGCUCGAUCGUGAACUAAAUCGUUCCCGAAGCGUCAAAAGCGAGGGUGACGUAAGAAACGAGAGUUUUACGACGGGAUUGUCAGCAAUCGAAGAACGUGACUUCGAUCAACUUCCGCGCGAAGAGGAUCGUGUAAUAGUCUCAUAGUAUAUAUUUUUUCUUCCAAGUCGGCCUGUUUGCGCGCGACAGUCGAAAGAAACGACAGAGCGCUGUCGAAAAGAAGCGAGACACGAGCGAAGAUAUAAUCUUAUUGAUUAUUAAUUAGAAAUUCUAAUGAGUAAGUUGUAAAUUUUGAUGAAGCGGUAGUGAUCGACAAAGACAAACGCGAUGUAUUCCUGCGAAAAGGAAGAAGGGUGCAGAAAAGAAGAAAAUUUAGCGAGUGUCCUUAUUAUUGUUUCAUUUUUUCCCGCUCGAUAAAGUAGAUUCUCGUCUGCUCCGCAAUCCCGUGGAAGCUUCUUAAACGCAAUGUCGGGAACUACUUCAUCACGAAGGAAUGCGAGCGAUUUUGUGAACGGUAUAAUCAUAAAAAAGAAGCAACUGUUGGGCUCGUGCUCUCCCUGCCAUCAGUGGAACGAGGAAAUGUCAUUGUUGCAAGAUGGUGGCAUCCUGGGCCACGAUAAAAUGUCUUCGCGUGUCGUUCUAGAGAGAACAACGGAACAUAGCGCACGGGAAAGUUACGGAUAAUAUUCUUCUUCUUCGUCGUUGUUGGUCUCCGGGAAAGAGGGAAGUCGCGUGAUCGCGAGACUAGUCGUUCAAUCCCGUGUCAUCGCGCACUCUUCCGCGUUCUAUAGAAAAACCAAAGACCCGAGGAUUACAACGAGGUCGGCCGGCCAUCCGGAAAAGGUCAAAUCUUUCAGAACGGGAGGCAUUUUUAUCCAAACUUGAACAAGAGAAAUUCUCUUUCAUAUGACGUUCGUUUAUUUCCGCGUAAUACUGGCCGCAGUCGUCCUCGGAAAAACCAAAGAAUCAUACUCGACUAUGUGGACAACACUCGCUGUCUUUUGUCGCGUUGCUGAAGAAAUUUCUUUGCUCGGUGACGAGAAGAAGAAAAAAAGGAAGAUGAUGAUAGAAAGAGAGGGAAAGAAAUUGGACAACAGCGAGGUAAAGCAACAGAGGAGGUAAAGAGGAAACGGGAGGACUUAAUGGAUCCUUCGCGGUCGAUGAAACAUCGUACAAAUGACCGCGACGGAGAGGUACGAAGAUGAUGAAACAAAAACCGCGCUCGAGAAAAUUGGUAACCAUCGACGUUCCUCUCGAAACCCUCUCGAAACAUUCGACUCGCGAGACGAAUUCGUGAACGUGGACGGAAACGUAGAGGAGCAGAAUGGCGACGAGUUUGAUGAUGAGGUGCUCGCGCCGACGAAAGAUUUUUUUUCGAUCGAGAUGAAUGAUUAGCCGCGAAGAGAUGUUACAGAGGAGAGACAGAUUACUAAUUAAUCGCUAAUUCGAUAGCGAUACUGCUAAUUACAUCGCGCAAGUAUUAGUGAAGUGUUCAUGGAAAGCAAUGUAUUAUUUAUUAAACGUGUAUAACGACUUUUUUUACAUUAUUAUAUUUGAUAGUUCCAUUUUUUGGUGGAGACGCUUCGAGUUGUGACGAAGCUGUGAAUUAAUUAGAAUUUGUUUCGUAUUUCUGAAACUUUUCUAAUCGAAUAAUUAGACUGUUUUCUAUAGAUGCUUCACAAAUAUGCACAAUUGUCGAGUUUAUGUAUUAUUCUUUAUAAUGUGUGUGAAUUUGCGAAGAAUCCUUCAACCAAAACGAAGAUACGCUGAUAUUCGGAUAUGCAUUAUCGCGCAGAUAGAUAGAUCGAUCACACAUAGGAAUGCAAAUUCAUUGAGUCAUAAAAAAAAAUUUAUCCGUAUAGCCGUUGCAUUUUUCUCGCGUCAUCCCACGUUAUAAAGUCUUCAGCAAACGACACAAUGUAUCUCGCGCAAAGAAAAAAGAAAUUCCAUUUUUGCGCUCGUGAAAAAAUCGAAACCACCUCGCGCGAGCACAGUGCGCCCUCGAAACGCGCGUUGUAUCAUUGUAAAGAAAUAAAUACUAUUUAAUAUUGCAAGAAGAUAAUAUUUCGAGAUAAGUAUUCGACUAUCAAAUGUGUACAUAAAUCAAACCAGCGUUCGCGCUUGGUUUCGAUGCGCACUGCUGUUUGCGCAGUCGUGAUUUUCGUGAGAGCUCUCCUUCCGCAUGAUGGAUGUAAUCACGCGCAAUGUAACGGCUAUCUAUGACAAAACAUACAUACCCGGCCGAUCUGUCGGUCGGUUUUCAGUCGCUAGUCCCCCACGCUUUUGAUAGCGACCGCUCGUUAACGUUCUCGCAAAAUCCCCCUGACGGCGCAUCUGCCUGCGCGCGCGAUCAUUAAUGCGCAUUAAUUGUACACCACUGUAAAUAGCUGUACAUAUAUAUACAUAAAAGUAUAGAGACUCUGUAUGUGUGUUUUGCGUGUGUGUAUGUGUGUGGGAGCGUUUCACACAAGUAAAAGGAGGAGGCGCGAGACUGAGC
Molecule: messenger RNA, 4920 nt
Organism: Monomorium pharaonis (pharaoh ant)
Lineage: Eukaryota; Metazoa; Arthropoda; Insecta; Hymenoptera; Formicidae
Gene: stet
Product: protein rhomboid
Exons: 10
Coding region: 996-2249 (417 amino acids)
Cellular component (GO): membrane
Molecular function (GO): serine-type endopeptidase activity
Source: RefSeq, a predicted model, not a curated record